Actinia tenebrosa (Australian red waratah sea anemone) is the source of this 2348-nucleotide messenger RNA. RefSeq names its product prolyl 4-hydroxylase subunit alpha-1. The record is from RefSeq and is a predicted model, not a curated record. Gene Ontology annotation, biological process: peptidyl-proline hydroxylation to 4-hydroxy-L-proline. NCBI's taxonomy places the organism in Eukaryota, Metazoa, Cnidaria, Anthozoa, Actiniaria, Actiniidae. Gene Ontology annotation, cellular component: endoplasmic reticulum. Gene Ontology annotation, molecular function: iron ion binding; procollagen-proline 4-dioxygenase activity; protein binding.
GUGGUUGGUCCGAAAAAGCAGAGCGCCAAACGGCGUAGCCGUCUCUAAAUCACUAAUCAACGUAUUCGUGAAUCAUAAGCUAUCGAUCCCAAAAGCCAUCUGAAUUAAGUAGCGAGCCAUGGGAAGAAAGUUGGUACAAAUUUUGGUGGUGUUUGGCGUGAUACCAAUCGUUAUCUCUGAGGUCUACACAGCUCUGACUCACAUGAAAGGAUUGAUUCGCAUGGAAAAAACUUUAACUAGGGAAUUAGAACAUUUUUUAGCAAGUCAUCCUAAAGCGCCUGCAGAAUUUCAUCGCCUGGCAAUCGAGGUCAAGACUCAGACAUCUGAUAUCAAGAACGACUUAGAAAGGUUUCUUGGACACCCUUUAAAUGCUUUCUUACUUAUUAGAAGGUACAGGAAACAAUGGAAAGAACUUGAAGAAUAUCUCAGAAAAAAUGACGACGAAUCGGAUUUGUUUCAGAUACUUGAAGCCUUUUCAACUGGAUUUCCCACCGAUGAAGAUGUUCUGGGCUGCGUCAGGGCAAUUAUGCGCAUUCAAGAAGUUUACCGAAUAAGCGCAAAACAAAUAGCUGAUGGUAAACUAUCGAACAAAACUGUCACACCACAACUGAAUGCUGAACACUGCUUCGAGAUCGGCUUUGCUUAUUACCAAUGGGAGAAUUAUGCACAGGCGUAUGGAUGGUUAAUAGAAGGAAUGACAAGACUCGAGAAGCCUUUUGAAUAUAAUGGGCCACUACGACGAGUACAAGUACUGGAGUUUCUGUCAUGGACUGAAUACAUGACUGAUCGCCUCAUAGAUGCCUUAAAACACGCUUUAGAAUUACUCCAGUUAGAUCCGGAAAAUGACUAUGCCGGUAGGAAUAUCGAGUUUCUAACGAAUGAAGUGCAAAAAGCAAACGAAAAAGGCGGGCCGUACGUACGACAGGAAGCCUUCUUCAAAAAACCUCGAAAAAAGAAAGAAGAAUACAUGAAGGUCUAUGAACGCCUGUGCAGGGGAAUAUCCCUAAAGUCGCAAGCUCAACUGGGAAGGUUAAAGUGUUACUAUGAAACUAAGCUUCAUCCUAUGUUGAAACUACGGCCCCUAAAAGUCGAGAUGAUCAACGAAGAUCCUUACAUAGUGAUGCUAAGAGACGUGAUGUACGAUCACGAAAUUGAAUACAUCAAAAAAACAGCUGCUCCUUUGCUUAACAGGGCCACAGUCACCAACUCCGAAACAGGGGACCUUGAGUUCGCAGACUACAGAGUAAGCAAAAGCGGCUGGUUGGAAGAUUUUACUCAUGAUAAUGAUGAGGGUAUUUUAAAAAGAAUUAACAGAAGAACCUCUAUAAUAACUGGUCUAAAAACAGACAAUACUUCAGCCGAGGCUCUUCAGAUCGUAAAUUACGGCACUGCUGGACACUACGAGCCUCACUUUGAUCAUGCAACAGAGCCGUACAGCGCUAUUAUGCGGUUAGGGAUGGGCAACAGAAUAGCGACAUUAUUGUUUUAUAUGAGCGACGUUGAGUCUGGAGGAUCCACUGUUUUUAUUGAGACAGAAGCCAUUGCUCGUCCAUCUAAGGGUGAUGCUGUGUUCUGGUAUAACUUGCGCAAAUCAGGUGAAGGAGACUCGCUAACACAACACGCUGGUUGCCCUGUCGUUGUUGGUUCAAAGUGGGUUUGCAAUAAAUGGAUUCACGAGAUGGGUCAAGAAUUUCGAAGGCCGUGUGAUCUCACGAUAGAUGAAUGAUCAAAUUAUCUCAUUAAUCAAUAGAUUAAAAUAGAAACGAAAAUGAAAAUCUAGUUUUACAUAGGUAGAAUAAACAGAUAAACUUGAUUCAAUGUUCAGUUGAAUCAAGUUUAUUCUACAUACAAUGCUACUGACAUGAUAAGGCUGCGUUCAUAAUGUAUGGCGGGGGGGUGCAGGUGAAAUCUUUAAAUGACAAAAGAAAUCUUCAGACCCCCUUUGAAGUCCCCCCAAAAAACUAUACUCUCUCGUAGCUUCUUCUAAAAAAUUAGCAUCCUUCCCAAUUGUCUGAAAACAUUUUUCACACCCCCCCUCCCCCAUUUUACUGGUAAAAAAUUUUCCGGUCCCCCCUAAUUUCACCUGUCCCCCCUCUCUGCCAUACAUUAUGAACGCAGCCUAAACAGCUUUAAAUGUUAAUCUUGUCAUGUGAUGUAUUCAGUAUUCAGUAGACAGCCCUUCUGCAGAUAUUUUCUAAUUCGUUUGCUUAUUAUAUUAAUAGUAUUAUCAAUAGUAUUAUUGAUGUGCACGUUAAAUUAAUUUGACCCUUUCGGCUAAUGGACAAUUAAUAUACAAUCUUUAUACAACAAGUGUUGAAUAAAAAAUAAAUGAUAUACAAAGACGAAAA